AUGGUCGAAGAACUCGACAUUACUGAUUUACGCGUCCAUUUCAUUGCUGAUUAUCUUAUCAAAUCAUUACGUCUUCGAGCGGACAAGUGGGCAAAAAUGAUUCAAAUCGAAGAACAAAAUCGAACGAUACUUGAUUUUUGUGAAAAACCUCAACCAACUUUACUUGUCUUUCAUGUUAAUCCUGCUGGAAAUCUUAUAGUAGGAACAUCAUUUCCAUCAUCACUCAAAAGUAAAGCAUGUUUUUUUGAUAAAAAAUCACCAGAACCCAUACAACGUGAAUCGAAAGAAAAAGUUGCUGCAGCCUUAAAUUUUGGUGAUUUAUCAAAUGCUGCACUUGAACAAUUACAAAUUUAUGUCAAUGAUGUUGUUCGACCACUGUUAACGACACCACAAAACCGUGAAGAAUGGCCUGAAGUUGUUGUAACUGAUUUACAAAAACAUGUUUCUGAUCUUCAGUCACAACUUCAAGUUGUUACAAGUCUUGUUAAAGGAAAAAUUUUAUUACCAUACCCAAAAUAUAGUGGUUCAACAGCUACAAAUGGUACAUUGUAUGCUAAUGGACAAAGUCGAACAAAUGAAACACCACAAACAAGUUCUAGAAAGUAUGCCAUUGAUUUUAAUUAUUGUAAUUAUCUAUUAAUAAAUUUUUGUUUUAGUGCUGAAACAAUCGAUUUAAAGUUAGUACAUGCAGUAGAAUCUGUUGUUAUUGAAUGGUCACAUCAAAUUCGUGAAGUAUUAAAAAAAGAUUCAGCACAACCAUUACUUGAUGGUCUUGAUCCAUUACCUUCAAUUGAAAUUGAAUUUUGGAAAUCAAAACGUUCUAAUCUUGAAUCAAUUUCUGAACAGCUCAACGAUCCACGUGUAACAAAAAUGGGUGAAUUACUUUCUAAAAGUAAUAGUUCAUAUUAUCCAUCAUUUUUACAAAUACAUAAUGAUGUUCGUCAUGCACUUGAUGAAGCACAAGAUAUUGAUACACAUUUACGACCAUUAGCAAGCCAUUUUGAAUCAAUAGAAACAACUGAUUUUAUGGAAGCUAAACAUUUAUUUAAGCCAAUGUUUCAUAUAAUUGGUCUAUUAUAUGAUAAUUGUCUUCAUUAUGCUACAGCAUCAAGAAUAGUUGUUUUAUUACAAGAAAUAUGUAAUCUUAUUAUGAAACAAGCAAGUGAACAUUUAGAACCCAUGGAAUUAUUUAAAGGUGAAGUUGAUGAAGCAUUAAUGAAAAUUGAUGAUACAUUUGAUACAUUAAAAGAAUUUAUUGAUGAAUAUGAAAUAAUUCGAACGAAAAUGAGCACAAAAUGGGAUUUUUCACCAAAACUUGUUUUUGCUAAAUGGGAUAUAUUUAUGACAAGAAUGAAUCGUAUUAAAGAUUUAUUUUCAACAGCAAAUACUUUUCUUAAACUUGAAAAAGUUGAAAUUGGUGGUGUUAAAGGUCGAGCAUUAUCUGCUGAAAUUCUUCAAAUAUAUGAAGAAUUUAAAGCACAAUUCGAAAAAUUUAAUAAUAAAACAUACAAUCCACUUGAUCCAAAAAAUACGGCAUUUCUCAAUGAUGCAGAAGAAUUUCAAGAAGGAAUUGAUGAUCUUGAUCGACGUAUUGGUCGUAUCGCAAAUCAAGCAUUUGCUGAUUGCAAUGGUCUUGAAGCCAUGUAUAAAUUAAUUCAUAUAUUUGGAUUAUUACUUGAACGACCUAUGAUUCAUCAUGAUUUUGAAAAAAAUUAUCCAAUUAUUCUUGAGCAAGUUGAACGUGAAAUGGAUGAUGCUAAACAAAUAUAUGAUGAACAAAUGGAUAUACAACAAGAACAAGGCUCAAUUCAACUUGAUCGUAAUAUGCCGAAAGUAGCCGGUAGUUUAAUGUGGGCUGAAGAACUUAAACAACGAUAUACACAGCCAAUGGAACAAUUUCGAGCGGUAGAUAAUGAAAUAACCCAAACAUCUGAUGCUAAACGUGUUGAAGGAAAAUAUAAUGAAUUAAAUGAACUUGUUGAUAGAUUUAUUGAAGAACUUUAUAAAGAAUGGGCUACUAAUGUAAGUGAAGCAUCGAAAUUUAACCUUAAUCAACAUUUAAUUACACGAAACCCAAAAAAUCAAUUGAUACAAUUAAAUUUUCAUCCACAACUUGAAACAGUCUUACGUGAAGUUCGUUAUCUUGAAAUAAAAGAUCGUAAAGAUAUUCCACAAGCUGCUUUGGAUAUUUAUAAAGAAAAUGAUACAUUUUUAUCAUUUAUUAAUAAUUUAAAUUAUACAAUAACAUCCUACAAUAAAAUUCGUGAAACAAUUGCUGAAGUUGAAUAUCCAUUAAUUGAACAACAACUUCAAGCAAUUGAUCAACAAUUAUCUGAUGCUGAAAAUAAAUUGACUUGGUCAACAUCUGGUAAAUUUUGUUGA
Messenger RNA from Rotaria sp. Silwood2, 2382 nucleotides. NCBI's taxonomy places the organism in Eukaryota, Metazoa, Rotifera, Eurotatoria, Philodinida, Philodinidae. The record is from the annotation of a GenBank genome assembly.